Fusarium keratoplasticum is the source of this 831-nucleotide messenger RNA. Its product is annotated as putative calcineurin-like phosphoesterase. Bases 1 to 831 code for a protein of 276 amino acids. NCBI's taxonomy places the organism in Eukaryota, Fungi, Ascomycota, Sordariomycetes, Hypocreales, Nectriaceae. The record is from RefSeq and is a predicted model, not a curated record. The transcript is spliced from 2 exons.
AUGGCAUCGAGGACUCUAGUCGAAACUUGGUACGACACGCACGCCGAGGUAGAAGAGCAUCGUUUGGACGAGGGGAGACUAGAGUUCGAAGUGACAAUGCGAGUCAUUAAGUCCUGCACUACCAGUCUGGAGUUAGGGAGGGCCAAGAUCUUAGAUAUUGGUGGUGGCCCGGGAAGAUAUGCUAUUGCGUUGGCAAAGCAAGGACACAUAGUAACGUUGAACGACUUAGCGGAGAAGAACCUGGAGAUCGCUAGAAGAAAUGCAGAGAACGUGGUGGAAUUCGAUGCCAUCGUCCAUGCGAAUGCUCUUGAAAUCGCGCAACGUGCGCCGCUUCACGCUUCUCAAGGCUCAUUUGACAUAGUUCUUUGCCUCGGCCCUCUGUACCAUCUACUGGCAACUGAAGAACGGGCCACCGUAAUAAGCAACAGCAUUCUGAUGGCAAAGUCUGGUGGUUAUAUUCUCCUAGCUUACGUUACGAUUUAUGCGCACCUGCGAGAUAUGGCGCGUCGCAACCCAACCCGUCUUGCGAAGGAGUGGGACUUUUAUCAGCAGUAUCUACGCAGCGGCAAGUACACCAGGAACAUAAAUACUGAGUCGUUCCAUGUGUAUGCUGCUGAUCUGGACAAGGAGUUGCAAGGCUUUAAGAAUCAAGUGAGUGUUGAGAGGACGGUCAGCUGCGAAGGGUUUCUUGGGUUCGAAGGCGCAAGAGAACUGGCGAAUUUGAAGGAUGAAGAUAUGGAGAGGUGGGUGGAUGUUAUAAUGCAGAGCGCAGAAGAGACGGAGACGUCAAAUUCGGCGGACCACCUACUUGUCGUCUUGCGAAAGCUGUGA